Messenger RNA from Pecten maximus, 1780 nucleotides. RefSeq lists its product as uncharacterized. The record is from RefSeq and is a predicted model, not a curated record. NCBI's taxonomy places the organism in Eukaryota, Metazoa, Mollusca, Bivalvia, Pectinida, Pectinidae. The coding region runs from base 5 to 1189 and encodes 394 amino acids. The transcript is spliced from 3 exons.
UACCAUGGCGUCCAAGAUAACAUUUGAUGAUGGAGGGCCCGCAAAGAGGGCCCGUUUUUCAACUCCUGAAUUCCCAGACGAACUUGUACUCAAAACGGCGAUCAGUAUGGGUGUUCUGUCAGACUUAAAUGUCCCAUGUUACACAUUAACACCGUUAGAAAUAAUUAACUGCAACGGCGCGGACUGUCAACAGGGAUUUACAUUCCCGGAUGCCUAUUGCAGUGUUAGUCCUAUAGAACCGCUGCAUGUAUUUGGUAGUGUGUUUGAAAAGGGAAUCUAUAUGGUUCUACACUAUUUAGAUGGCCAUGUUUUACCAGAUAAUAAUCAAGAAAAACAUAUAUUGUGCAAGCUGUUGGAUUACCUUGUUGAUAAAGAUUCCCAUGCUGUGCUGGAACAAUCAGAAAUGUUUUCCGAGACAGAUGUAUCUGUUCUUUUGGCAAAUCACCUGUUUGUGAAAUUGGCAGCAUCUCCGUCCUAUACCAUCGACUGGCACUCUAAGGGGAGACGAGGCGCUGAGUGUCCCUGCUGUAUCAGUGAUUGUAAACUGAGUGGUCAGUACGGCGAUACAAGUGCAGGAAAUGAAGAAGUAUGGCAUGGCAGUUUGGAUAUUAUCAUCAAUGAUGAUGUUAUUGUUGUGAAACCUUUAGAAAAUACAGAUGGAAAUUCCUUGGAAGAAAGGAAACCAGCAAGUUUAAAAAACAACCCGCAGAUUAUUGCAGAGACAAUAGUGUUUUCAUUUCUUCAGAAGCAGAGACACUCUGAAGAUGACCAUUAUCUGUUUCCUUGUAUCGGAGUGACUGGCAAAGAUUUGGUCUUCUUUUUCUAUGACUCGGAUAAUGAUGUUCUUCUAGAAAGUUCCCCUAUUCCAUUGCUUGUAGAAGAUUCCGGUGGUGAAUUCCGGAUCAACUUUGUUGCUGUUCUGGCUUCUUGGUUGGUCAUUAAUUACAAGUAUUUAUGUAGCGGACUUACAGAGUCAAUGUUAUCAACAGACAAGAAGGCAGGCUUCUUCUCACAUGCCGGAUCAAUGUUAGACAUUUAUGAAUAUUCUUUAAAAUUGGGUAACGUUGGGGAACCUUCUCGCUCUCGGAAACAUUGUAAUGUGGUAGACGCCAGUGAUCCUAUCCUUAAAGGGUCACGAGAAAUCAUUGACAAGAUCAAGGCAAAGCAAAGUGGACACAUCAUUUUGUAGAUGAAGCAAUAUUGUAUGGGGAAUGAUCACCAGUUCUUGUACCAUAUAGACAAUGCAAUGCAUGAGAACUUAUAAAUAUAAUGUGACAAAUUUUUGUGGUUAUUUAUAUGUCAAUAAAAUGUCUUCAAUUUUAUGUCCUAGAGGUUCGUUUAUACAGACAUAUGUGCAGCAUUUGUUUGUUAAGCUAAAUUAAUAACUUGAAGUGUUGCAAGAAGUUUUUGCCAGUUAGCAGAGUCUAAGUUUUAACUUGUGCAAUUAUUGGAAUAUUCACAUGCGUGAAAAAAAAUGUAUGACUUAAAAUGUAGGGUAUUCCUUUGGAGAAUCAAAAACUGAUCUGUAUUAUUUAGUAGAAAACACUACUACUCUAGAAGCCUCAUGAUAACAAUGGUUUACUGAUUUGUAACAUGCCCACACGAAAUGAUUGUAUGGGAGAUUCCAUAUGCUUCAGUGAUAUUGAUGUAUGUAUUAAACUUUUUGUAAAUGUAUUAGUUAUAAGGUCUGUACAGACACUUAAAUCACUAGACACUACAAUCUAUUUUCUUUCUUAUUGUUUUGUGUACCAUAACUUGGGAAUAAAAAAAUAUUCAAAAA